Molecule: messenger RNA, 936 nt
Organism: Manis pentadactyla (Chinese pangolin)
Lineage: Eukaryota; Metazoa; Chordata; Mammalia; Pholidota; Manidae
Product: olfactory receptor 6C3-like
Exons: 1
Biological process (GO): G protein-coupled receptor signaling pathway
Cellular component (GO): membrane
Molecular function (GO): G protein-coupled receptor activity; olfactory receptor activity
Source: RefSeq, a predicted model, not a curated record
AUGAACCACACAAUGAUCACAGAGUUUAUCCUUCUAGGUCUUUCUGAUGAUCCUGACCUUCGGAUUAUGAUUUUCCUCUUUUUAUUUAUCACAUAUGUAUUAAGUGUCACUGGAAACCUGACUAUCAUCACCCUAACCUUGGUAGACUCCCAUCUACAGACACCUAUGUACUUCUUCCUCCGAAACUUCUCUUUCUUAGAAAUCUCCUUUACGACUGUAUGCAUUCCCAGAUUUCUGGGGGCAAUUAUCACCAGGGAUAAGACUAUUUCCUAUAACAAUUGUGCAGCCCAACUAUUUUUCUUUAUUUUCAUGGGGGUGACUGAAUUUUACAUUCUAACUGCCAUGUCUUAUGAUCGCUAUAUUGCCAUCUGCAAGCCCCUUCAUUAUACAACCAUCAUGAACAGGAAACUCUGCACCCUUCUUGUGCUGUGUGCCUGACUGGGUGGGUUUCUGACCAUCUUCCCUCCUCUUUUGCUUCUCCUCCAGCUGGAUUACUGUGCUUCCAAUAUCAUUGAUCACUUUGCAUGUGACUACUUUCCCCUUUUACAACUAUCAUGCUCAGAUACAUGGCUUCUAGAAGCAAUUGGUUUUUACUUCGCUUUGAUUACUUUGCUUUUCACUUUGGCAUUAGUGAUUUUAUCUUAUAUGUACAUUAUCAGAACUAUUUUGAGAAUCCCAUCUAGCAGUCAGAGAAAAAAGGCUUUCUCCACUUGUUCCUCUCACAUGAUUGUUAUUUCCAUCUCUUAUGGAAGCUGCAUGUUCAUGUAUGCUAAUCCCUCUGCAAAAGAGAAGGCAUCAUUGACCAAAGGAGUAGCUAUUCUCAAUACCUCUGUUGCCUCCAUGCUGAACCCCUUCAUUUACACCCUGAGAAACCAGCAAGUAAAACAAGCCUUCAAAGAUGUGGUCCAUAAAGUAGCAUUUUCUGCAAAUAAAUGA